Harpegnathos saltator (Jerdon's jumping ant) is the source of this 2316-nucleotide messenger RNA. RefSeq names its product major facilitator superfamily domain-containing protein 12. Gene Ontology annotation, cellular component: plasma membrane. Lineage: Eukaryota; Metazoa; Arthropoda; Insecta; Hymenoptera; Formicidae. Gene Ontology annotation, molecular function: symporter activity. Gene Ontology annotation, biological process: carbohydrate transport. The record is from RefSeq and is a predicted model, not a curated record. The coding region runs from base 750 to 2081 and encodes 443 amino acids. The transcript has 7 exons.
UAUACCGUGCUAAUCUGCCUCUGCCGAUUUAACAUAAUCUUCCGCGAGGAACGUAACGAUGCACGUUUCAGAGCUCAGUCUUUCACCUGCACGCGACGCGGAUAGCACAGCCGCCUUAUUCGCUCGCGAUAUUCGCUCGUGACAUGUGACGACAGGGCUAAUUCUGGCAGGUGUUAAUGAAUUUUAUCCAUGAACAUCACGCAAGAAACUAUUUUAAGAAAGGAAAUAGCUUGCAGCGAUAUCCAAUCAAGUGAAAGGAAUGUCUACCACAGACUUGCCUUAAGAAGAAACUUUAGCUUUAUCGCAAGUACCUUUUUACAAAGUUAUUUUUGUCGAUCGAGUACGAUCGACUUUAAUGUAAUGUAAUUUCAAGCAAAUAUUUGCGCAUGACACACGAUACUUGAGGGUUCUUGUAAUUGUUGAUAUAUUUUAUGAGCGCGCUAUAUUUUAUGAGAGACAUUUCGAUCAUUCAUUCGAUAAAUCAACAGAGACUUUUCUCCACGAGAUAUUACUCUUGCGAUGGGAUAAUAUAUUUCCCAUUUACAAGUUAUAUAUUUCCCACAGUCUGACUUAUUAUAUCAUAUUGUCUGCCUUGUAAAUUUAUUGCAGUUUUGUUUCACCGCGGCCCUGCGAGGAAGCGAUUUUCCGCAAACGCGGCAAACAAGCCAGGAUAAUAUCGUAUAAUGGAUAUACGGGAAUCGUAAGAAAAAAUUCCUAUCUUGUCUCGAAGAACACAUUCUAUUCCAAGAAUGGAUAGUACCAGUGAACAAACACCACUCGUGGAAGGGAGGAUAACAAUGCCCACGAAAUUGGCCUACGCUCUUGGCCACAUUUUCAACGAUUUAGCGGCUGCCAUGUGGUUCUCCUACACUUUGAUUUACCUUCAACGAGUGGUAUUGUUACAGCCUAUUAUCGCCGGUGGGCUUUUACUAUUGGGGCAAGUCGUCGACGCGGUGAUGACGCCCGUCUUCGGUUUCGUCGUCGAUCGCUACUGCAAAAAGAAAACUUGGCAUAUUCUCGGCUCCGUCAUGGUCACCCUGACUUUCCCCGUGAUAUUCGGCGGUUUCGCCAGUUCGUUCAGUUCGCUCGUCAUGGUCUUGUAUGUAACGAGCAUCGCGAUCUUUCAAACAGGUUGGGCGGCCGUGCAAAUCUCUCAUUUGUCAAUGAUUCCCUCGUUAACUAAUUCCCUCCUAGACCGAGCCGAUCUGACCGCGAUAAGAUAUUCCGCUCAAGUUAGCGCGGCCGUGAUCGUUUUCGUGGUCACGUGGAUAGUUCUACCGACUAAUGACGACUCGAUGGUUCAGUUGGAUCAACGAGACUAUUACAAAUUCAGAAACAUCGUGUUGGUUCUCACGGCUCUCGGCCUGACCGCGACAGCCUUCUUCCAUAUGCUGCUGAAAGCGCAUCUCUUGGAGAGGCCGACAAUAAGGAGGAAGGUGGACAUCGAUGGGGCUGAGCCCCAUCAACCGCCGCACCGCGUGGUGUCUAACGAAUGGACGCGCAUCACGAUUUUGCUGCGAGUUGCGAUGCUGUACGUGGCGAGCAGGUUGUUCAUCACCCUCGCCACGGUAUACCUGCCAUUGUACAUAGAAGAGACCGAAGUCGGGGGGAAACGAGCCUUGGCCACCGUGCCGCUCGUUUCCUACGUGUCCUCUUUCGUCGCCGCUUUACUACUUAAAUAUAUCAACAGAUGUUGCGGAACGAAGAUCUGCUAUUUUCUCGGCGCCGUAAUCGGUAUAGUCGCCGCCGCCGUCACGGAAUUCGUGGACACCGGCACGACGGCCGUGUACGUCGUCGCCGUGCUGAUCGGCGCGGGAAGCUCCAUCACGAUGGUCACGGCGUUGAGUGUGACCGCCGAAUUAAUCGGCUCCAGGACGGAGCGCAGCGCGCUCGUGUACUCUAUCGUCACUUUCCUCGAUAAGAUCGUCACCGGCCUCGUGGUAAUACUCAUCGAGAGAUGGAGAUGCAACGAUAAGGAAUUUUGCCCUACCUACAAUCGAGACACAUUGUCCAUAGUGUGCGCCUCGUCGAUGUUACUGGGACUGAUAACUUUGCUAUCUGUAUCUCGCUGUUUGACGUAAAGUAGCAGUAAUCCGUGACGUAAAUGUGUUGUGCGGCGGACGAGAAACAUUAUAACGUCUCUUGUAACACGUUCACUGCCUAAGAAUUUUUUAUACGCAUGUAUAAAUGUAUGCUAUGUAUCCAUGACCUACCUACUAAUGACUCAAAAGCAUGCUAAUUAUGUCUGCGUGUCGUACAAUUAAACCUCAUGUAAAAAAAGAAGAAAAAACUGCCAACGAACAUUAAAAAUAUUUU